CGUGCUGCGCGUGCGCGCCAUACAGCCGUCGCGCCCCGCUCGGGCGUCGGGAUUCCUGUCCUCUCGGCGGCCCCGCCCAGGCGGCUGCCGGGACCUGCCCGGGCGAGGGGAACGGAAAGCCGGAAGGGGCAAGACGAGUUAGUUCGCCAUGGGGCUGUUUGGGAAAACCCAGGAGAAGCCGCCCAAAGAGCUGGUCAAUGAGUGGUCAUUGAAGAUAAGAAAGGAAAUGAGAGUUGUUGACAGGCAAAUAAGAGAUAUCCAGAGAGAAGAGGAGAAAGUGAAGCGAUCAGUGAAAGAUGCUGCCAAGAAGGGCCAGAAGGACGUGUGUGUGGUCCUGGCCAAGGAGAUGAUCAGGUCCAGGAAGGCCGUGAGCAAGCUCUACGCGUCCAAAGCGCACAUGAACUCCGUGCUCAUGGGGAUGAAGAACCAGCUGGCCGUCCUGCGAGUGGCCGGUUCCCUGCAGAAGAGCACAGAGGUGAUGAAGGCCAUGCAGAGCCUGGUGAAGAUCCCAGAGAUCCAGGCCACCAUGAGGGAGCUGUCCAAAGAGAUGAUGAAGGCUGGGAUCAUAGAAGAGAUGUUAGAGGACACCUUUGAAAGCAUGGACGACCAAGAGGAAAUGGAAGAAGAAGCCGAGAUGGAGAUCGACAAGAUUCUGUUUGAAAUCACAGCAGGGGCCUUGGGCAAAGCACCCAGUAAAGUGACCGACGCCCUUCCUGAGCCUGAGCCUCAGGGAGCCAUGGCUGCCUCUGAGGACGAGGAGGAGGAAGAGGCUCUGGAGGCCAUGCAGUCCAGGCUGGCCACUCUCCGCAGCUAGGGCCUCAGGCUUGGCAGCAGCUCGUUUCUUCUAAGCACUGAGUCACAUCCACUGCCCAGAUGUUCCACUUGAUCCUGUCACCUGCAGGACCCCGGGUGCUGCCCAGUGCUGAGAAUUGCAAGCAGAGCUGCAAAUCCACGUGCAGUUUUGUGUAGACGAGAGUCUUGAUUCAUCUGAUCAGUUCCACGGCCAGUCAGAAAAGGCUCUGCCCAGCGUCUUCCCGAGCCGCGUGCCUCGAGUCCCAGCAGUGCCUCCUGGGUUCUGGCCUGCGGAGCGCGACCCUGAACGUUGAGCGUCUGCACGUGUCCUUGCCGAGCUGCCUGCCCACGUGUCUUGCUCAUUUGUUGAAGCAAGUUGUUUACUUUUCAGAUUGAAUUUUGGGUGACACUGUGAUGAUCAGAGAUGUCCUUUGCAGACGUGUCCCAGCCUCUGGGUGGCUUCUUGCUGUCUCUGGACUUUCAGCGCAGUGCUUAUCAUUUUUCUUUCCUGCAUUGUGCCUCUGGAGCGCUGUAUUUAAAAAUCAUCACCAAACCUCAGGUGUCUGCACUUCCUUCUAGGAGAAAGUCUAGGAGUUACGAGUUUUACAUUCAGGUCUUCGGUCCACUUUGAGUUAACGUCCACAGGGGUGUUGGAGUUUGUGCGUGGAUUGUGUUUGCAUGCGGACAUCCAGGUCCACACUGUGGGAGAGGCUGCCUUUUUCCACUGUCCCGCAUCCACUUUUGCCCAAGAUGAGCUGACGGGUGUUGGGGCCGGUCUCUGUACUCGGUGCGGCAGCUCCUGGGCGAGCCGCUCUUGGACCACCGUGCUGGCGAUGCAGGGUGUCCUGAGGCUGUUCAGAUCCAGAGGAACUCGCUGUGGUUCUUACUGGUACUGCAGAGUCUGGGUCAAGGUGGGAAGAACUGGCAGGGUGUUUUCAGAUCUUCUGAGGUCCAGUGAUGAGCCCAGUCCAGCACUCAAGGCCUGGAAACUGCCUGGGGAGUCCCAGUCCACUUUGGAAGAGUGAAAGACCCAGCUCUUCUUGAGACAAGGUCUCGCUACAUUGCUGAGGCUGGCCUUGAACUUGAGAUCCUCCUGGCCUCACCUCUGCCCUGCUGGUAUUACCAGACCCAGCUGGUUUUCACACAGGCCUUUUUCUGUUCCCCAAAGUGGGAUGGGACCUGGCUGCAUGCUGUGUAUGCGUCCUUCCCCUGCACCCGGUCAGGCAGCUGGUGCUGUGUGCGCGUCCUCCCCCUGCACCUGGUGGGCCACUGCCAUCCUACCCUCAGGGAGGCGGUCACAGCAGGCCGACAUGCAGAUUGUUCCUUGACCCUCAGGCACUGGGACAGUUCCACCCUCACUCUCAUCCCCCAGGACCUUCUUGGUGUCCUAACAGACCGUUCACUCAGUCCCAAGGGCUUUUGAGGUCAUCCACCACCAACCCACUCAUCCCCUCUGAACAGAGCUAUUUCCAGUUCGGGGUGGUUGCCCGCAGCCUGCUGUGGGCAGGUCAGCAGGACCUCCCUCCUGGUGCUGCCGCCCUGCUGCUCAGGGCCACCCAGGCAUGUGCCAACCCAGGUGGGCAGUGUGGCCACACCUGCUCAGUGCCGCUCCAGCCAACCCCAGAGCUGGUCAUGGGAGCCACUAGGAGUCCUUCGGCUUUGCGCAUUCUGAAGAACGGGGUUUGACUUAGUGACAGGUACUCUAAGUGACAGGUACUGUCUGUCGGUAUGAAGUAAUUGUACAGUGAAAAUCUUAGGAAAUGUUUAAGAGGAACAUAAACCAAGUUUCUUUUCAGUUUGGUUAUUUUGUCCCAGUGCUGGGGACUCUGCCAAUGAGCUACAUCCCUUGCCCCUGACCCCCACUUUUUUUGAGACCGUGUUUCAUGAGGAUGGCCAGUUGCAAAGUUGUGACCUUCCAGCCUCAGCCUCCUGUGGGGACGGUUUUCUUUGAGAUAUGAGAAUUAGUGAGCCCCUGCAGCCGAGUUGUUUGAGCCACGUGAUUUAAGCCACAGUGAGGAAACAGGUGGUUUUUUGUUUUGUAAGGCUAAGAGAGUUGUCUUCUGAUGAAAUUACAGUUUCAAAAAUAUAUUUAUAGAAUGACAGCAUAAUAGUAAAACACACAAACACCCACCCCUCGGAGAGAAAAAUAAAAUCAGAAUUCUAUUAAAAAAAAAAAUAAAAAUCAGAAUCCAGUUUGUCAGAAGUGUGGGAAACAAAGGCUUGCAGCAAAUGCUCAAUCAAGAAAAAUGAAAUUUUAAAAUGGUAAGAGGCUUUGUGACACUUGAUUUGCCCUUUCCUGCCCCUUCCCCAGCUUGGUCCCUUGAAGAUGGCAGCCUGCUCUGUGUUGGGUCCUGGCCUCUGGCUCCCGGGGGGCACAUGGGCCUCGUUCAGGAAUCACUGUGUCCAUCUUAACAUGAGGUGCCUAACACAGAACCUGUCGGUGUUGCUUUACAACACCAGUGUGCCGGGAUGGAAGCCACGCACACCCACCUGAGGGAAACCAGGGGCACUGACAGAAUGGAACGCCUGACAGGCCGAAACGGCAAAACGGAACCACAAACUUCAGAGCAGAAACGUAACAAAAUGCCAGAGGUGUUCAAAAGCACGUCGGAACAGUAGCAAAAAUAACCUGCAAACCUGAAAACCAGCCUGAGACGCAGAAGGGGUAAAGCAGCGGCAGGCUGAGCCACGUGGGCAUCGGGCAGCCCCAGGAGGCGGGCAGGGAUGAAGACACUGGAAGAGAGCUGGAAGCCAUGUGGGAGCCCACCAAGCCCUUCAUGAGACACCGGAAGCAGCAGAAGAGAGCUCAUGGGCGGGUGGGGGGGG
Messenger RNA from Sciurus carolinensis (gray squirrel), 3618 nucleotides. It is a transcript of the gene Chmp3, whose product is annotated as charged multivesicular body protein 3. The record is from RefSeq and is a predicted model, not a curated record. Gene Ontology annotation, cellular component: multivesicular body; ESCRT III complex. The coding region runs from base 149 to 814 and encodes 221 amino acids. The transcript is spliced from 7 exons. Lineage: Eukaryota; Metazoa; Chordata; Mammalia; Rodentia; Sciuridae. Gene Ontology annotation, biological process: protein transport; late endosome to vacuole transport; endosome transport via multivesicular body sorting pathway.